This is a messenger RNA of Trichoderma citrinoviride, 726 nucleotides long. Its product is annotated as histone-fold-containing protein. Lineage: Eukaryota; Fungi; Ascomycota; Sordariomycetes; Hypocreales; Hypocreaceae. Gene Ontology annotation, cellular component: CHRAC; epsilon DNA polymerase complex. The record is from RefSeq and is a predicted model, not a curated record. Gene Ontology annotation, molecular function: chromatin DNA binding; protein heterodimerization activity. The transcript has 4 exons. Gene Ontology annotation, biological process: heterochromatin formation; leading strand elongation; DNA damage response. The annotation marks the transcript as partial.
AAGGAUAAGGGGAAGACGGAGGAUGCUGUGACCAUAGAGGACCUGAAUCUCCCCAAGUCCAUCAUCACAAGACUGGCAAAAGGCAUCCUGCCCCCCAACACGCAGAUCCAAGGCAACGCCAUUCUGGCCCUGAGCAAGAGCGCCACCGUCUUCAUCAGCUAUCUAGCUUCACACGCCAAUGAAAACACUGUUGCUGCUGGCAAAAAGACGAUUUUGCCCGCGGACGUCUUCAAGGCAUUAGAUGACACUGAGUUUUCAUUCUUGAAAGGGCCCCUCGAGGCUGAAUUUGCCAAAUUCAACGCCAUCCAGACCGAAAAACGCACCUCGUACCGCCAAAAAGUCCGCGCCUCCAAGCACGGCGGCCCCGGCGGCGGCGACGACACCGACAUGGCCGACACGACCAUGGCCUCGGAAGAUGCAUCCGCCUCCUCCUCCCACGGCGGCGGCCCGCGCGCCAAAAAGGCCCGCGUCGACCAUGAAGACGAAGACGACGAGGAGAUAGACGCCAUUGUCAAUGACGAUGACGACGUAGUAGAUGACGACGACGACGACGAGGAAGAGGAAGAGGAAGAGGAGGGUGAUGAAGAAGAAGAGACACAGGAGGACGAGGAGGACGAGGCCGGAGACGGCGGCGAGGGCAGUAGUGAUGAGACGCAGGAUGCGCUGGAGGAGAGGAGGAGUAGGGAGGAGCCUGAUGAGGCGCUGGAGGGGGAUGAGAGUGAUUAA